This is a messenger RNA of Trifolium pratense (red clover), 2284 nucleotides long. Its product is annotated as BTB/POZ domain-containing protein At2g13690. The transcript is spliced from 2 exons. NCBI's taxonomy places the organism in Eukaryota, Viridiplantae, Streptophyta, Magnoliopsida, Fabales, Fabaceae. The coding region runs from base 476 to 2092 and encodes 538 amino acids. The record is from RefSeq and is a predicted model, not a curated record.
AACCACAACUCUUAUCCAAUGUCAUACUGUGUGUACUCAUAAAGUACCAUAGCCAUAUUUUGACAGGUCAUUUUUCCAUAGCUACAAGAGGUUAACUAACAAUAACAUUAUCCUAAACAAAAUCUAACAACAAAAUAAAGCAUUCAAAUCAAGUCACAGAUACAAAUAUCUAAAAUUGAUAAAAACUAAAGCCAAAGCUUAAUCAAGAAAGCACUCAUUAGUACUAGUACUUUACCUUUUCCUUGUUUUCUUCACCCAACCAAAACCUCACUCUUCCCUAUACAUAAAUUAAAUCGCCUUCAAACAAAAAACAACAACAACAACAACAAUUGAUUCUUCUCCUCUUUACACCAUCAUGUGCUUACACUGUCCACACACAACAACAACAACGUCAUCACCAACACAACAUAACAUAACAUAACAUAACAACCUCUCUCUUCAUUCUUACACAGACAGAACACAAACAACACUUGAAAUGGAUUCUUCUUCUUAUCAUCGACGACGACACAGAACAUGGUGUUGUUCUUUCGCUGUUCCACCUUCAAGCCCAGAUAACCCACCCAUCAAACCACCAAAGCCCAAAACCCAAGCCCAAUCAAAGCCCACCAAUCUCUCUUCCUCCUCUGUCCCUAAUUCCCCUCAAAGCUCCAAAUCCAACUCCCGCAUUCCCUCUCGUAUCGACCCUCGCCGGAUCUUAUCUCCCGGGAGAGUCUCCCCCAUCGAAGACACUCUCCCCGAUCCAUCUCCGCUUCUCAAUUCCGUCCCUCACUUAAGAUCUCGAAGCUUCCGUGCACCUGUUUCUGCUCCCAUUCCACCGCCGCCGAUGAACGCCGGUGUCGGAGUCGGAGUCGGUGAUGGUUUUGAUGUGAGGAUGAGUUUGAGAGGGAAAAAUGGUGGUUGUAUUGUUCUGGAGCUGAAUUCGGUUGUUCUUUGUGCUAAUUCAGAGGUUUUUGCUGGGUUAAUUGCGGAUUAUAGAAAGGGUAGUAAUAGUAGUAAUUGUUCGAGUGGUAGUAGUAAUAAAAUGUGUAGAAUUGAAGUUCCUGAAGUUGAUAAUUUGGGUGUUUUUAGAGAAACUAUUGAGCUUAUGUUUGAAGAUGAUGUUCCUAAAAAGCUUCUCAAGAUUGGUGUUUAUCGUUCCAUUGAUGUUUUGGAGGUGUCUGCGGGCAUCAUGUUCACCAAGGGUGUUUUGUCCUGUUUACAAUACCUUGAGGCUGUUCCUUGGACAGAAGAGGAAGAAGAGAAAUUAAGAAACCUAUUCACAAGAUUUAAGUUUGAUGACGAAACUACAAGGGACAUUUUGGGAAGGCUUUACUUGCAUGAUUCAGAAGAUUCCCAACCGAAUGUAGCUCGACAACUUGUUUGUUCCAUCACCACCUGUGUCAAUGCCAAUGCAAGAAAUGAAUUGAAAUCGCUGGUUAAAGGUCUUCUUUGUAAAAGCUCGGUGUAUGAGAAGAACCAUCUUGACCUAAGCAAAGACGAUCUCUAUUCUGUUUGUCACUCGUGUAUUGAUUCACUGAUCAGCCUCUUUGAGGAGGCAUCCAACACCGCCAAUCCUGAAAGGUUGACAAAGAAAGAUACGAAUAAACCAAUGAUCGAACGCAUCUCAAGACAAGUUGAUAACAUCAACUGGUUGUUGGAAAUCAUGCUUGAUGGACAGAUAGCAGAGGAUUUUGUGGAUAUAUGGUCUGAUCAGCAUCAACUUCUUAAAAUGCAUGAUAAUGCAUCACCUAUGGUUAGAUAUGAACUCAGCAGAGUUUCAGCAAUUCUGUUUGUUGCCAUGGCUACGAGAAAAUUGCAAUGCCGGUUGGAAGCUAGAUCGGGGCUUCUUCAAGCAUGGUUUGCGCCUAUGUUGUUAGACUUUGGUUGGCUUCAGAGAUGCAGGAAAGGGCUUGAUAUAAAGGUAUUGCAAGAAGCUAUGGGUCAGACACUUCUUACUUUGCCUUUAAAGCAACAACACACUUUGUUCAUGGAAUGGUUUCACCACUUCUCAAGACACGGCACUGAAUGUCCUAAUCUAAGCAAAGCAUUCCAAAUUUGGUGGCGAAGAUCGUUUCUAAGAGGCUCUGAAACUUAUGCCAUUGAAUCAAGGUAAAGAGUAUCACUAUUUGUUUGUCACUUUAACUGUUUGUGUACCGUGUAAAGAUUUGCCAUUAGAGUAAGGGGUUCUGAACUAUGUACACUGAAAUAACAUAGAUAAAACUUCAUAGAUUGUUGUAUUGGCGAGUUAAUGCCUAAAUGGUAUGAAUUUUCUAGGAGAUUUUUUAUUCAUCUUUAUCUAUUUUCA